AUGGCUGCCAUCGUAGCCUCUUCGUCGUCCGUAAGUCACAACACGAUGAGCGGCAGUAGCAUGUUCGAUAACGGUUACCGGCGGGGGAACACUCGGCAGCAGUCGCUGCUAGGGCCGCACGGGCGAUCGGGUCAUCACCACCAUCACCAGCACUACCACCACCAUCGGCAUUACUGCAACAGCCACUACUAUCACCAUCGGUCGCGUCCGGCCAGCCGGAGCGAGGUCCGAUUAGGUUCGCUGCUGUCACCGGACGUUGGCGGCGGCUGUCCAGCUCCAACCACCACGAUCACCCCCACUACCACCACCUCGCCCACCACCCCGACAACUAGCGGCUCCAUAACCAACGCCAACACCGCAACCAUCCAUGGGAAGAUGGCAGUACCGGUGUCCUGCAUCGGCUCCUCCUCCUCCUCCUCCUGCUCCUCCUCCCAGCAGCCCUCGCUUGCGAGAGCCCGCCGGGCCAGCAGUACCGGCCCCGUCCGGCGGUGCACCUUCGCCCCCUCGGUCGGUGGCGUGCCAACCGCGCCCGGUCUGCGCAGCGAAGGUCGCCGACUCCGGCGCCAGUCGUCGUCGGUGGCGUUGUUUGCCGAGCAGGAGCGUCCUCAACCCCGCCAGCCAGUGCUACCACCGCCACCGCCACCGUAA
Anopheles coustani is the source of this 648-nucleotide messenger RNA. Its product is annotated as homeobox protein MOX-2-like. The record is from RefSeq and is a predicted model, not a curated record. The transcript is spliced from 2 exons. The coding region runs from base 1 to 648 and encodes 215 amino acids. Lineage: Eukaryota; Metazoa; Arthropoda; Insecta; Diptera; Culicidae.